This is a messenger RNA of Psilocybe cubensis, 1293 nucleotides long. RefSeq lists its product as uncharacterized. The record is from RefSeq and is a predicted model, not a curated record. Bases 1 to 1293 code for a protein of 430 amino acids. Lineage: Eukaryota; Fungi; Basidiomycota; Agaricomycetes; Agaricales; Agrocybaceae. The transcript is spliced from 3 exons.
AUGAACAUAACACUUUCCUCUCCGCGACUAUCCUCAGGCCAAGAUCCAGACAAUCCUUCUCUCGUCGCCUCUCACAUACCUAAUGACAUACCCACAAACCAUGUUUUGAUAAAAGUGGAUAGGUUUGGAUUCUCCGCCAACAAUGUGACCUACCAAGCUUUGGGAGAACAUCCACAUUUUCGAUACUUCGAUUUCCAUCCUGCGCCAGAGUCGGACGAUGGAAAAAGCUCCUCUAAGACGCACGGAUUAAUCCCUGUCUGGGGAUUUGGGACCGUUGUCAAGUCGAGUCACCCUAAAAUCAAGAACGGGGAACGAGUGUACGGGUAUCUAGCCCCAACUCGCUACCUGCUUUUGCCGGUGUCACCAUCUGAUGUGAACAAGUUUGCGUUUUAUGUGCCACGUCCUCACUUACCGGCAGAUAGAAGACCAUACAACCAAAUCCUGAGGUGCGAAGCAGACCCGCAUUACAUUCCUACUCCGGAUGCCGAGGAUCUUACCAUGCUUUAUCGACCCCUUUUCUGGACAUCCUACUGGUGCGAAGACUGGCUGCACUCUUCCAGAUACAAAGGGGGCGCUUCUACAAUUCUGAUAUCAUCUGCGUCUUCCAAAACAGCCUUUUGCCUUGCCUAUGCGAUAUCGAAGCGCAUUAGGAAAGGUGAAGCAGAUCCGAACACGCGAGUUAUAGGUCUUACUUCAAGAAGAAACGUCAACUUUACGAAGAAGUUGGGUCUCUAUCACGAGGUACUUGACUAUGGCUCUUUCACCUCGGCUGCAUCUUUACAAGGUCAUCGUGACGAGAGGUGGAUCUACAUUGACGUUGCGGGAAGCGACGAUCUGAAUAAGGUUAUAAAUUCUCAUUUUGCUUCUCCAUACACCCCUCAGUUAGCAGCGAUGGUUUCACUUGGAAUGACGAACCUUUCCCCAUCUUCUGCGGAGGGCUCGUCAAUGCAAUGGGAAGAAAACACAUUCGACACCUCCAACAACUACGAUUCCAAUACUCGCACAUCCUCUUUUUGGCCAAAAGUGGAGAAAUUCUUCAUGCCGGAGUGGCUAGACAUCCGCCGGCGCCAAAUACCAAUACUAGAAAUCUUUAGCCGACAGAAUGAAGCUUGGAAGGCGCUUAUGGACGAUUGCCAGGAUUGGGUGAAGUUGGAGCGGGUAUAUGGACCCGCCAACGUUAGAGACGCAUAUCUGAAGCUGGUUAAAGAGGGCCUUGGACCAGAUAAGGGCCUCAUAUGGAGCCUUUGGGACAGUGAUGACAAGGCAAGUCCGGUAAAUUUGGCCAAACUGUAA